CAAAAACAAAAUUCGGACAAGCGCGAGCGGUUGCGCGCGUGUUGAGCGCGUCGAGAAAAUUGAGAAAAUAAGUUGAAAAGUGUUUACUUUCGUAUUUGAAUGAAGAUGAAAGAACGUUGAACGUGUCCGGACAAGGAAACAAGCGAACAACAGUAAAAUAGUGUCGAAUUUUUAACUGAAUAUCAACAAAUGAAUUUAAAAAAAAAUAUAAAUAUUCAUAUUCGAUAAAAUAAUAAACGUGCGUUUUAUAUCGCAUACAAAUUGAUAGCGGUAAUUUCGCAUGUUCGCCGGUCGCGUAUGCGGCGCUUUUUUCUAACGGGACAUUGAAGUGUGCUCGCGCGUUUGUGUGUGGGUGUGUCUAUGUGUCUGUGCUAUUGGAGUGCCCAAAAUACUGGGAGAAAUUAAUUAUUGUUGGCAAUUGAAGCAAAAAUGAAUAAGAGAAAUAUUUAACAAAUACUAAAACAAAGUCAAAAAGUGUACCAUAUUGUCUGAUAACUCGAAAGUUUGCCGAUAAAGGAAAAACAUAUCAAAGAAGGGAUUAUUUGGGACUGAAAAAUUCACUUUGAAAGUGCUUAAGAACAGCAAAGGAAACCUGCUCCAGGGAGAGAAAGGGAGAGAGAACGAAGAACGACAGGAGACAAAUCGAACAAAAAUCGAAGCCAACCAAUUGGAACCGAAAUCUUGAAAUCAGAGUCCAUUGCGGUUCCGCCCAUAUAAUAUUGAUGUCUUUGUCGUCGCAUCAUCAAAUCAGCGGCAAUCAAGGCUAGAGGCGGCUGGAGGUGGAGUCUCCACAAAUAUGCGCCAGCAAACAGAAUCGUCGGACGAUGCUACUAUAAUGAGCCAUAUCAGCGAGCAAAUAUUAUCCGCGACAACAGCCGACCGGGGAGUAGAAGUGGAAAAGGGGAAAAACAAUGAGCAGCAGCUACAGCAGCAGCAGCCGGGAAAUCAUCAUCAGGAAAAGCAGGUCUUGAGUAAAUAGAAAAUCAACGAGCAAAAUCAAUACAAAAUCAAUACAAAUACGAGAAGACCUCCUACCAUAGAGGAGAUAGACAGACAGUCAGCCAGAAAUUGAUUGUCAACAUUAUUUGUUGUCGCGUGGAAAGAGCCACAAAAAAAAACAACAACAGCAACCGUAGGAAUAUACAACAAAAGAGUGUCAUCGAAAGGAGUGAAAGACAAACAAAGGAAAUCCUCUAUAGAGCGAACAAAAAUGGGUGGCAAGCAUCAUCAUGGUGCAGGCUCCGGCUCCAACGCUGGAGGAGGCAACGGUGGCGGGGGCGGCGGUGGCAGCCUCAACUCGAGCAUGUGCAACUCGGUGCUCACCAAUGCCACCACAGCCACCAGCAGCAGCCUCACCCAGCAGCAGCAGCAGCUGCAGGCCAAGUACAUCAAAUCGAAGCGCCACCAGAGUCGCUACACCAAUCUGCAGCAUUCUGGUCACGACUCAGGGAGCUAUCUGCAUCUGAAUUCGCUCUGGUCGAUCUGGUACGGUGUCCUGCUCACCCUCUUCCAGGGAUAUCUGGCCAUGCAUGGAGCCUACAGGUUCUUGGGCUGCUCGCUGAUACCCUGGAAAAUUGAGCCCGUGGCGGAAUUGAAUCUACAGAUAGUGCUCUCUGGCGUGGUAUUCAUACUGCUGCCAGUAUUCUUCACUUCGGCGGUGUUUAAGGUUGGCAACUUGGCAAACGACGGCAUUAAAUUGGCCACUGGCGCCAGGGAACGACGCUGCACUCUGGCCCCCCACGACGGUCUCGAGGAGGAGUCACGCGGCGGCACGUUGCGUGCCCUGUGGACACACGGCGGACCGACGGCGGCCUUUGUCCAUAUCCUGAUUGCGCUUUGUUUGCUGCUGCCGCGGCUGCUGCUCGAAGCACGCAUCAUCGAGAACGGACUGUUGCCGAAAGAACAAAUUUGGGCCACUGAAAUGGACUUUGUUGUUAUCAAUCGACGCAAUUUGAUGGCCCUAUCGGUGGUGGGACCUGCCACGGCCCUGCCAAAGCACUACCAUCAGCAGCUGCCGAACGAGCUGGAUGAGGACCAUUCACAGACUUUGAACAUGACCGCAACCAGCAGCGGCAGUCAAGAGGAGGAGGACUACUACAACGAUACCAUGUUCACGGCCAUUCGGGGACUGGGACCAGGACUGGGAGGCAAUAACAACUUGUUCGACCUACGACCUCAACCAGAUAAGGCAGCAAAUGCUGGUGGCAGGAAGAAGUCUACGACGACGACGACGACGACGACGGCGGCGGCCAAGACAACGACAAAGACGGCGGCAAAGACGACACCCAUAUCCACAAAAUUGAAUGCGGGCAAAUACUUUGAAGUGCCCGAUUUAAUUAAUCAAGAUAUUGACGAGGAGGAGCGCCAGGAGCUGGAGGAGGCCAUACACGACGACGAGGAGGACGUGGAUCUCUCCGGGGAGGAGCAGGGCACGGUUAUACUGCCCGACUUUGAUGAGUUUGCACCGAAAACCACAGGCAGGAGCAGCUCCACAGACGACGACAACGACAGCAGCAACAAGUUGAAUAUCGAGAAUUGGCAGACAUUGGGGACACUGGGGAAGGGCAAGGACUCGGGAUCAACGACAACCGAGGCGCCAACAACAACAACAACCACAAGAAGAAGCACCACUACAACAAGCACGACGACGACGACAACGACAUCGACGACGACUCCUGCCACAACGACCAGGACAACCGCAGCGGCGGCAACAACCAAACAGCCACAUCCUCAUCACAGCAAAACCCGAAAGCAUCACAAGCAGCACCACAAGAAACAGCAACAGCAGCAGCAGCCGCGUCGUCAUCAUGUGGCAUCGCACGAGCAGGCAAUGCUGGAGAGCUAUCCUGGAGGGGAGCAGCAGCAGCCGGAGGAGACCACCACGCGGGACAGCAACAUCCACCGCGUGCGGCCCGAAGUCCUGCCAGAGAUCAUCAUACCCUCGACGCCAGUGUCGAGCAACUCCAAGAUCAUAGCCAUCAAGCCGAAGAACCAGAAGCGAAGGAUCAGCAAGCGUUCGGCCAGCGCUGGCGUGGAGAUCGAGCCGGAAUAUCAGCUGGGCGAUGGCACUGGCAGCAUCAGUUCGAGUGAAUUUGUGGCCAAGUCCAACGAGGACGAGGUCGAAGAGAGCGAGGACUUUGAUUUGGAGGAGGGAGACUUUCAGUCGGUGCCGGCCCUGACGCCCGCCACACCGGCACCGCCGACCACACCGCCCGGCAGCGACUACGUCCGGCUGGAUGGCUUUGCCGGAAUGCUGCAGCUGUUCUUUGGCAUUGACAAGCCCAUCGAUGUGGCCAUAUUUGCCCAGCCGCCGAGUGCGGAGUUUGUGAACCUCCUGUGCGCCCUGCUGGUGUGGACCGUGCGCUAUCCGGCCGUGUUCUGGAACACCUCCAAGUCCUUUGCCUGUGUCUUCAGUCUGCAGAUGAUUGUGGCCGCCCUGGACAUCGUGCUUGGCUACGUGGGCGUCUCGAAUCUGUACAAGCUGCAGAUCUAUGCCGAGGCCAUGCCCGUGCAUCAGCCGGGACUCAUACUGAACGGCGUCGUUACGCUGGCCCUGUAUCUGCUGGCCACGGCCCUGGUGCUGGCCUCCUCGAUGGUCAUGUAUCUGUACGGACAUGGUCGCCUGGCCACCCGCAUGCGGGAUCGCUCGAUCAUCACUCUGAAGGCCAACGAGACCUGGAUUUACUUUGCCCACUGCGCCUCGCUGUGCUUUGUCCUGGCCCUGGCGGUGGUCAAGGCACCGCUGCUCAACGAUCUGAGUGCCACCUACAAGAACAAUCUGCAUUGCCCCACGUUUCUGGCAGCUCUCAUUGGUGUCACGCAUCUGUUGCUGUGGAUUGUCGUCUGGCUCUGUCUGACGAUCAAACGGCGCUGGCACUUCAAGCUGCCGCCGCUGGACAACACCUACGGGGGCCUGCUGAACAAGGCCAGUGCCCAGCCCCUGCUGAUGUCCAGUGGCCAGCGGACGGGCAGCAACUCGAGCAGCGGCGGCAACUCCACCAGCACGACCAUGAACGGCGGCAACGACUCCACCUCGAAGCCGGACAUGAUGAGCACGGCCACCAGCACGGAGCUGGGCAUGGGCAUGGGCAUGGGCAUGGGUCUGGCUGCCCAGGAGGAUAUCUACUGGCCGAAGCUGACGCCCAGCUCGCCCAAGCUGAAGGUCACCUUCAAUGAAGUUACGAGUACGUCUGAUGAUGUCCUACUAAUUGGUGACCAAGAACAAACUGAUGGCAAGCGCCAUACGAGCCGUGGAGCCUCGAUAUGUUUUGCCAGUUCUGCGGGGGAAAUUGACGACGGCGAGUACGCGACACUAAGGGCAGCCACUGCCGGCGCCGUUGUGGGCAUCACCAUGGGCAGCAUGAAGAGUGGUCUGGGACUGGGUGCUGUCGGGGCUGGUACCGGGGCUGGAGGUGGAGGCAGCAUUUCGUCAUCGGUGGGCGUUAGUCUGCUCCACCUGUCGGAGUAUGAUGAGCUGCCACCGCCGCCGCCAACCACCAACCAGCACCAUCAACAGCAGCAGCAGCAGCAUCAGCGACAACAGCAGCAGCAGCAGCAGCAGCACCACCACCAGCAUCCACAUCCUCAAUUUGCCCAUGGACAUCCCCACGACUAUGCGAACCUCAGCGGACUGGGCGGCAUCAGCGACGACAACAUCUCGGAGGAGGGCAAACUGUUGGCCUGCGUGCGAGACGAUAGUAUAACAUAUGCCUCGACCAGAGAUCUGGAGCCGCCACAGCCAGCGGCAGCGGCACAGCCACCCCCACCGCCGCCGCCAUUGCCCGUCAAGGGUGCACCCAUGCCACAGCCACCGGCAGUGCUGCCCCAUGCCCACGCCCACGCCCAUGCCGGGCCGUACGGUCGUGCCCCCCAAGCCAUGCCCGAGAUAAUGCAAUUGUCGCCCGAGCACCAUCACAAGUUGCAUCUACAGCAGCAUCUCCAGCAGCCGCUCCAGCCGCAGAAGCCGCCACAUCAUCCUCUCCAGCAACAGCAACAGCAGCAGCAGCAGGGGAAUCCAACGCAUCAGCAUCUAGUCAGCCCCUUGGCUCCCGUCACGGUUGCCGUACACACAAAUGAGGCGCAUAUUGCCUCCAGUUCCACACCCCGUUGCCUGCGUCGCGCCGACUCGGGCGUACCCAACGAGGCCCUGACGCCACGCAGUGACACCAACUCGAUCACGGAGAGCACCACCACCUCGCCGCCAGAGCGCGCCCCCUCCGAGUCCUCGAGCGGUGUGCACUCGGGCGAGGAGCGCGAGCUGGAAGUCAUCAUCAGGCCACGGGCCAGCUGCAAGCCGCCGCCGCGUCCACCACAGCCGCCCAUCCAGGAGGAGCCCUACGGCCGCUGCACCAACAUGCGCAUGUCCAGCUUCAAUGCCGAUCCUGCGGCCUCUCUCACCUCCGCCGCCGGAAUGAACAGUGCCACCCUGCCGAUGCAGCGCACCGCCCCGGAGCAGAAGUUCGACUACACGGCCCACUGCAGCACGAUGCCGUUGCCGGUGGGCUGCCACAGCCAGCAGCUUGCCGGCAACGCUGGCAACGGCGGCUAUGCCUCCACCUCGGCCAUGACCACCUCGAUGGGUGGUGGGGCCAUACCGCCGCCGCCCUCGCAGGUCACCAGCUUCAAGACGUCCGGCAUUGGGAUGCACUAUGCCAACGCUGCAGUGGCCCUGGGCAACGGUCAGAUGCAGGCGCCGCACACCACCCUACCGAACGGCGUCCGCUACUCGAAUCCGCACUUCCUGCGCCGCCUGCCGCAUGUGACCAAGGCAGCCGAGUCGCCGUACGGCCACUUGGGCUACGGGGCCGGACACCAUGCCUUCGCCAAGCUGCCCCACGAGACGCAUCCCACCAUACCCGAGGACCGCGACUCGGCCAACUAUUCGAUGGCCUCCGAUCAGGACUGCGGACUGUAUGUGACGGCCCAGCUGCAUUAGGCUUCAAGCUCAAGCUCAAGCUCAUCCAACUAUUUACUCAGUUUUUCGUAGUACUGUAGUACUGUAGUACUGUAGCACCCUAACCGUAUCCGUAACCCCGUACUCUUCUAAGUUAGCCUCUCGGUUUUUGUACAGCUCCGUGCCCAAGAGAAGCCACACCACUAAUCCACUAAUCUUCCAAAAACAAUGCACUCGAGAUCGGCUGGAGAACGAGUCCCGAUUUGGGUAUACAUGAGUGUACGAGUAUGUAUUUAUUCAUUUUCGAUUGCUUUGCCUAAAACAAUGAUCGACUACACACCUACACUCAAGCGAGUGCGAUUAUGAGUAUGAAUAUGAGUAUGUUGUAGCACAAACAACCCACACACACACACAGACAGACACACACAGUCGUAGCUGAUGAUGACAAACGCCCACGCAAAGGAAACCUUAAAACUAACUAUAUCUUCAUGCAUCUAAAUCUACAUCCAAAUCCAAAUCUAAAUCUAUUUAUAUUUAUAUCUACAUAUAUAUAUAUAUUUAUACAUGGCUAUGCUCGUAUACAAUGUGUAAGAUAAUAAGCUAAUCUAAUGUGUUUAAGUAAUCAAUGUAAACUAAAGUUUAUCAUAUCAUAUAUGAAUGGAAUAUCUAUAGCUAACUGUAAGACCCCUCCCUCCCCAGCCCCCUAUAUCUACGCAUUACUCGUAAACAGAAGGAAGAAAUAUCAUAAUCUUGAUCAUGUGCAAGCACUCAAAGUAUUUUCCCCUAAGCAAUUUUCACUAAACUUAUUAACACACACCCGCACACACUCGGAAGGAACAAAAGGCAUACGAAUUUAAGCAGCGAUUGUAUGGUUUUUAUUGUAAGAAUUAGUAAUUGUAAAAUGGUAACCAAUUUAAUGGCACUUAAUAGCCGAAAACCAUAUGCUUCAGCUAGUCGGAUAUAGAGGAUAUAGACACCCCAGCAAGGCUUCUGCAUACAUACACCUAUGUACGAGUAUUUUCUAUGGUCUCGCAGCGCUUAACGUUUAAGAUGGAUGUAAAAUGUAAUGUAACAAAGCGACAAUAUGAAUAAUAUUAUUUAAUGUAUGAUACAAAUGAUAUAUGUACUAUCCACGUCCCCCCCGCAUACAUAUCUCCACAUAAACACACACUUAAGACUUUCCACUUUGGACUCCUGCACAUUGCUUCAAAAUGUCGUCUAGCCGCCGCAUAGAUUUGUUUAUUUCUUGUCCAUUUUCGAUUGGCGAUUGGUCUACUUUCACAUUUUAAGGAUUAGAACAAUCAUCCCAUUUGGUUAUCCUUGAACAGAGCUCGAGAACGAUUGAUCUUAUAGAAAGUAUGGCAUAUUUCAGGCUGCGCUGAGAAUAUAAUGAUCGAAAUUUAUGAAGUAUCUUUUGUGUUUGGCUUUAUUUAUAAAUUAUGGCAUCCUUCCAGGCUGUUUGGGGAUAUCAAUGUCCUUUUUGCAGGUGCCAAAAGAUUAGCAGGACUCUUCCUAUCUCGAAAAGCCAUUCCACGUCCAGAUCGGCCGUGCUAUAGCCGAGAUAUAGCGUAAAGAAUCGCUUAGUUAAAUAUCCUUGAUAAGGAAUUCAUCAAGGACAUUUAUUUGAUCAUUGUUAGCUAUGUAUAACCACGAAUAGCGGAGAAAACAAAAUAUUCUUUGUUUGAGAAAAUGUCCUUGAUCCUUGAAAAGGACUUCAUGAAAUCAGGGACAUUUUUGCGAUCACAGGAAGCUAUCGCACGCCUUGAUCGGGCCACAAAUGGCCGAGAUAGCUGAAUUUGUGUGGCUAGGGAUGUUUUAGUCCUUGUGCAAGGAUCAGGAAUAUUUUUCCGAUCACAGGAAGCCAUGGCACAACCUGAUCGGCCAGCAAAUAAAGUAUGCUUAAGACUAGAGAAAAUAUCCUUUAUCAUUGAUCCUUGAUCCUUGGUAAGGACUCCAUCAAAUCAAGGAUUUUAUUCCGAUUCCAGGAAGCUGUCGCACUCCCCGAUCGGUCCACAAAUACCGGAGAAAACAACAAAAAUAUCCGCCACCAUCGAAAAUGUAGUUCAAAAAAUCCCCGGCGACAAAUGGGGGCGCCACUGUAAACAAAAAAAAAACCAGUGACCUUCUGCUGAUUUCUGUUCGCCUGGUAUCCCAGAUCUGAAAUCGACAAAUUUCGGUUUAGCGAGCAAAUUGAAAGUGAUUGAAAGUGCUUGAAAGUAGCUGAAAGUGGUUGAAAGUGGCUGAAAGUAAAUUCUUGUUCAGCCGCUCAAAUCAGAAAUUUCGGUCUGGGAUACCAGGCAAACAUAAAUCAGCAGAGGGUCGGUGGUUUGUAGCCCCCAAAAGUAUGCUGCAAUUUUUUUUUAAAUUUUCUACAGUUGCUUGCUGCUGGUUUCUGUUGGCCUGGUAGCCCAGAUCUGAAAUCGACAAAUUUUUGUUUUGCGAGCAAAUUGAAAGAGGUUGAAAGUAAUUUAUUGUUUAUGUCAUAGCUCCGCUAUUUCUUGUCCGAUCGGCACGUGCGACGUCUUCAAGGAUAAAGGAAAUUUUCUCUAAUCAUAAGCAUACUUUAUUUUCUUCGGUAUUUGAAGGCCGAUCAAGUUGUGUCAUGGCUUCCUGUGAUCGGAGAAAUAUUCUUGAUCUUUGGACAAGGACUCUAACAUCGCCAGCCAUACAAAUUCAGUUCUAUGAUCGCAAAAAUGUCCCCGAUUUGAUGACGUCCUUUUCAAGGAUCAAGGAUAUUUUCCCCAGGGUUACAUAUUUAGACUUCUCUGAUUUAAGUGGUCCGAUGGGUUCCUAAGAUAAAGGUAACAUCGCCGAUAGAGUCCUUGUCAAGGAUCAAGGAUAUUUUUCCCAGUCCUACAUACUUACUUUUCUCUGCCAUUUAUGAUCCGAUCUGGGCUUGCCCAGAUUUUAUUUUAAUAAUUAAAUCGCUAUAGCUCCACUGUUUCUCUACCGAUUUAGGCAUGCCACACCUUAUUGUAAUCGGGAGAAUAUUCCGAAUCGCUUGGCAUCAAGGACAAUAAGGAUAUUGCCUUUUGAACGUUUAAUCGCUAUUAAACGCCAUUUCUCCUCAUAUCGAGACUAUUCUGCUUGGUCCGCAUGUUUUCGAGCAGAUAUACAAACAUCCGAUGUCCUUUGUCCUGACCAAGGACCUUUACUCGGCUCCUUUGGUCAACUACUUUCUUUUUGGCAUUCAAACUUCGAAUGGUUAUUAGUAUAACGACAUUUCUGGAGGAGAGUUCGAUUGUUCAGGAUAAUUCUUAGAAAACAAGCGCGCACCAUCGCUGUGGAGGAUUCGAAAGGCCAAUCGUAUUUAUUUUCGUUAUAAAGACUGAUUAGUGUUAUAAAACAAUUUGAAAUGCACUUACAUACACCAGAACCUAUACAAGAGACCCCCGAAAAAACUUUAGAAAUCCUAUGCAUUGAUACGAUAGAGGAUAGGCCGUAAAGAUAGUUUAGUAUGUCGUCUUUAACUUUGGUUCCUUUGAGAAACGCACUAAAAUAAACGGGUUAUCAACGUUUAAGCAAAUGAGAAACUUUUGUAACAUAAUUUCAUAAUUCAAUUAAAAAUUAAUUCAAAUGAAAUACCCAAAUAAAAGUCAAAGUAAAAGUAAAAGUACUAAGUAUGCCUACAGAAAAAUUACACAAAUUUAAUUAUUGCGUAUAUCAUGGGUUAGAUUUUUUGUAUAAGCGAGCGAAACUUGUAAAUGAUAGUAAGGUUAAACCCAAUCCAAUACCCGUUAUGGCACACGGAUAAACGCAUCUAAAUAUAUUUAAUAUGGUAAAUCAAUAAAUGCAUAAAUGUUUAAAUUA
Molecule: messenger RNA, 9703 nt
Organism: Drosophila miranda
Lineage: Eukaryota; Metazoa; Arthropoda; Insecta; Diptera; Drosophilidae
Gene: tinc
Product: protein tincar
Exons: 10
Coding region: 1211-5935 (1574 amino acids)
Source: RefSeq, a predicted model, not a curated record